Molecule: messenger RNA, 729 nt
Organism: Plasmopara halstedii
Lineage: Eukaryota; Oomycota; Peronosporomycetes; Peronosporales; Peronosporaceae
Product: 40s ribosomal protein s6
Exons: 2
Coding region: 1-729 (242 amino acids)
Biological process (GO): translation
Cellular component (GO): ribosome
Molecular function (GO): structural constituent of ribosome
Source: RefSeq, a predicted model, not a curated record
AUGAAGCUUAAUAUUGCUAAUCCCUUGACGGGCGCCCAGAAGGUGCUUGAAGUCGAUGACGAGCACAAGCUCCGCGCAUUUUACGAGAAGCGUAUGUCCCAAGAGGUAGAGGGUGAUGUUCUUGGCGAAGAAUUCAAGGGCUUCAUCUUUCGCGUGUCAGGCGGUAACGACAAGCAGGGAUUUCCUAUGAAGCAGGGUGUAUUGUCCAAUGGACGUGCUCGCCUUUUACUUUCUAAAGGAAAGUCAUGCUACCGUCCUCGUCGCAAAGGUGAGCGCAAGCGUAAGUCGGUGCGCGGUUGCAUUGUCGGCCCGGAUCUCUCGGUACUCAACUUGGUAGUCGUCAAGGCCGGCGAGGCUGAUGUUCCGGGCCUGACCGACGUGCAGAUCCCGCGUCGUCUGGGUCCCAAGCGUGCCUCAAAUAUCCGCAAGCUCUUCAACUUGACCAAGGAGGAUGAUGUCCGAAAGUACGUUAUCCGUCGCAAGUUUGAGUCGAAGACCGGAAAAAAGAAUGACAAAGCCCCAAAGAUUCAGCGUCUCGUGACUCCACGUACGCUCCACCACAAGCGCCAGCUUGUUCUCAAGAAGGUGCAGCAGCGCGAAAAAGUCCAGCGCGAAGCCGCUGAGUACAACCGACUGCACGCACAGCGCGUUAAGGAGCAGAAGGACCGUCGUGCCAGCGAGAUCGCUAAGCGUCGCAGCAGCCGCAAAGCCUCGUCGGUCAAGGCUUAA